Ectocarpus siliculosus is the source of this 231-nucleotide messenger RNA. The record is from the annotation of a GenBank genome assembly. NCBI's taxonomy places the organism in Eukaryota, Phaeophyceae, Ectocarpales, Ectocarpaceae.
AUGGGGGCCGUCAAGCUCACGGAGGGGGAACCGUUGUCCGAGGAGGCGGCCAGAAUUCAGAGGAAGCUCGCGGCGCAGGCCAAGCUCAACGGGAAGACUUCGUCGGGACAGAUGACCUACGGGGAGUCGAGGGCAGCAGAGGGGGAGAAACAGCAGCGGCUGAAGGACGAGGCCAACGACAAGGCCAGGCGCCGGGCAGCGAUGUGCGAAAACUUAGGGCGUGGCUGCUAG